UCUUUGUUAGGGGACAGCAAGUCAAGAGAGGAGAACCCUAGUAAGAUCAUCUACAUAGUUUCAAGAAGAAACUAGCAGGCCAACAGCCGGUGGUGGCGGUGGUCCUGCGUGCAUGCGUUUAUAGAAAUAAGUGUAUGCAUGAGUGUAUGCGAGUUUAAAACAAACUCAGGUAAGAUUUUUGGUGUUUCCGUUCAUUAUAAGUUCCAACUUUUAAGUUUCAAGAGUGAGCUCGACCCAAGCUGAACCACACCGAGAUCAAGCCAUGACAGUCCUGGCCUUUGGCGCCGCCGCUACCUGGCCGGAGGCCGUCGUCCAGUGCCUCCUCUUCGUCCUCGCCGCGGGUAUGCUCGUGGCCCUCCACUCCCUCCCCCGCCGAGUUGCCCAUCGUCUCCGCCGCGGCGCCGGCGGCUCCUCGGCCGCUCAAUCGCGCCGGCACUUCGCGCUGGGUGCCCAGCUCCUCGCCCGCGCGCGAGCCGCUGCUCCGAAGCCCCCGGGCCCGCUCGCCCGCGCGGCCCUCGCCGAGGCCGACCGCGCCAUCGCGCUCGACCCCCGCGACGCAGCGCCGCUGAUCCUCAAGGCCCUCGCCCUCGACCUCCAGGGUCACCGCCUCCCGGCGCUGCGCACCCUCGACGUCGCCCUGGCGCCGCCGCUCGCGCGAUCCCUGGAACCGCGGGAGCGCGGGGACGCGCUCGCCAAGCGCGCCGAGAUCACGCUAGCGCUUAACCGCCGCCGCCGCCUCGACCAGGCCGCCGCGGAUCUCACCGAGGCCGUCCGCCUUAGCCCCGAGAACCCCCGCGCUCAUGCCCUGCUUGGCGAGUGCUACGAGAGGAGGGGCCUCGCUGCCGAAGCCAGGAACUCCUUCAAGACCGCCGCGUCAAUCGACCCAUCUCUUGCUACCGCGCACGACGGCCUCCGUCGGACAGGCGCAGGCAGCGAAGUCAACGAGAGUGACUGAUGUACAUUAAGGCUUUCUUUUUCUGCUAGAGCUCAGAUGGUGAAUCUUUGUCAUGUAGACAUGUACAGAGGACUAGAACAAUCAUAUCAGUCACGAUAUAAUCUGUAGUGCACAUAGAGGAAUUUAUUGAGUGUGGUGUUUCUGCAGUACAGGUACUCAAUCCAUCUGCACAGCCAUAGGGCAACAGAGUUAAUCAGUUAAUUGUAUCUUUGAUUCUCGCAUUCUACUCUUGGAUGCCUUUAUUAGCAUUUCUUUCACAAAUAAUGGAUUUAUUUAUUUUCCCAUCA
Triticum aestivum (bread wheat) is the source of this 1242-nucleotide messenger RNA. RefSeq lists its product as uncharacterized. The transcript has 2 exons. NCBI's taxonomy places the organism in Eukaryota, Viridiplantae, Streptophyta, Magnoliopsida, Poales, Poaceae. The record is from RefSeq and is a predicted model, not a curated record. The coding region runs from base 263 to 955 and encodes 230 amino acids. Gene Ontology annotation, molecular function: protein binding.